GUCCUCUGGCGGAGAGGAGCCAUACUGAUUGAGUGUCGGGUAUAAAUGUAGAGUUGCGGAUUCUAGAUCGAUUUAACUGACGCGAUCUCGCAUGAAAAACGGUCAAAACAGGAUUUUAUAUUCAUUUUAUAAAAUUCUUUGUCACGAAAGCUUUUGGGGAGAGAAAAAAUUUUGAAUGGAUAUCGAGUUGAUAUUAUCCACAUAUCGAUUUGACUGGAAAAAUUUCGAUUUCAUAACGAGCUGCUUUCUUUUCCGUGUAGCUGAAGAUAUAUUUCGUGAUUGUAUAGGUAUGGGACUGUAUCAUUAAAGUAACUCUUGGUAUCUGAUUAAGAACCUAGCAAGCGGUUUUUAAGUUUCCAUUUAAACAAGUUUUUUCCAAGAAACUAGAAAAAUCCUAGUACAAAAACUUAUAAGAUAAAUUUGUAAUAAAAAUGUACUCACAUAGACUGGAUCAGCGUCCUGACGCGCCACCAAGGGCGGCACGUGCAGUGUCGCAUCCAAAUCAGCCCCAUACUUCGAGAAAAACUGCAUUUGCAGUAAGACCAGCCACGAUCCGAGUAAAGGAUCUCCCUCGUGUCCAGCUCCCAAAACGUGGAAAUGGUGCAAAAUCAGCUGCGAAAGCUGACCAACAUAAGGUACCAGCCACAACAGAGAGCCAGAACACGCUGAAAACGAAAAAAAGUAGUUUUUUCGGACGAAAGAAGGAUGAAAUAAUUGCGAGUCAAAAAAAAGCCACGGCUAUGAAUGGACUAGGACGCGACACCCCCGUACCACAGCACCUAAAAGUUAAGACAUCGCGUAUUCUCUAUACAACUGACGAGGAGGUGCGCGACGCUCUCAUGGAGUUUGGAGUUUUCAUCAUCUUCCUUGUCCUUACAUCUCUGGUAACUUUGUCCGUGCGUCACCCUCAUAUGUUCUACUUUAAUGAUACGAUGAUGAAACUGUUUACUACACGCAAUCUGACUGUGGUCCCAUCAGUGACGGUCUCCUUUGAGAAGAUGCUCACCGUCCCAGAUUGGUGGGACUAUUUGGUAUACAACUUUAUAAAUACAUUGCAUGGAGAUAUGACCAGCAGCACUUCAACAAGCCCACGAUCUAAAUCCGUUAACGAAGCCAAAACCGAUCGGAGCUCAUUCAAGUCCGGCGAAGAUAUCCUGUAUGGGGAGGAUGGGGAUGUUGAACGCAAUAAUGAAUCCUCUAUUAGGAAAAGAGACACUGGACCAGGACUACCUUACGGCGAGCUCGAUGAAAUCGACAGGGACGAAAAUCUCGAUGGCCUGGACCUGGACCUUGACCUGAGCGAGCAAAUCGGCGAAACCACAAAAAGUCGUAGUGCUCGUAGCGAUACUGCCGAAGCUGUCCCAUGGGCUGAAACCAGCCUUAAUUUGACUACCCAUCUCAACGGUCGCUUAUUCUUGCACGAGAACCUUAUGCUUGGUCCACCACGCCUACGGCAGAUUCGCGUUAGCAAGAACAGUUGCCAAAUGGACGGUAACUUCCCUCAGAACUUCAACACCUGCUAUGCCGCAUAUUCCAAUGCGGCCGAAGAGAACACCGAAUGGCACAAAGGUACUCGAUACCGAACAAUGCGCGAACUGGGCGCCACCCCGAUCUUGACUUUACUGGCCUUCUAUCGCUCUGGUGGGUACACUGUUGAUCUGACCUACGACAAGGAUGAGAAUCUGCAGAGCAUAAAUAAACUGAAAAGCGUUAAUUGGCUGGAUCGCGGUUCGAGGCUGUGUUUGGUGGAGUUCAAUCUGUUCAACGAAAACAAAGACAUCUUUCAGAGCGUUAAACUUAUUGCUGAAAUCCCCCCCACGGGUGGUGUCAUACCGCAGGCGCAUUUGCGAACAGUCAAAGAGUAUUCUUUUUUCACCGAUAUCAGUCUGACCAUGACUGUAGUCUAUAUAUUCUGGUAUAUAAUGGUAUUUUACUACACCAUUUGUGAGAUCAAUGCAUUCUGCAAGUCAGGAUGGAAAUCCUACUUUACAUCAUUAAUGAACAUUCUUGAUAAUAUUGUGUUAGUGUUUUGUUACCUGGCCUUGUUCUACAACAUUUGGCAUACCUUCAGAAUGAAAUCCAUUACAUCCAAGGCCCACGCGCAACAGCACUAUCAAAGUAUCGAUGUUCUCUGCUUAUCGAAUUUGAUCUAUGUGGAUAUGAUGGCUGUUUUAGCAUUUUUGGUAUGGAUAAAAAUAUUCAAGUUUAUCAGUUUCAACAAGACACUCAUUCAGUUCACAACGACUUUAAGAAGGUGCUCUAAAGAUUUGAUUGGAUUCAGUAUUAUGUUUGGCAUUGUUUUUUUGGCCUAUGCCCAACUGGGUCUUCUGCUUUUCGGCACUGAGCAUCCAGAUUUUAAUAAUUUUUUGACCUCAGUAUUAACAAUGAUCCGCAUGAUCCUCGGUGAUUUUCAGUACAAUCUUAUUCAGCAGUCCAAUCGGGUGCUCGGGCCCAUCUACUUUCUCACCUAUAUUGUGCUUGUGUUCUUCAUCCUGUUGAACAUGUUUUUAGCCAUCAUCAUGCAAACUUAUAACUCAGUGAAGAAUGAAAUCACUCAAGGACGCAGCCAAUUAGCCUCAUAUGUCAUUAAGAAACUGGCUGGUGCCUUCUACUGGAUAACUCACUGUGGCCGUGAGCGUCGUUUUCGGUUAGCCCAGCCAGCAUCUGCAUUCAAUGAAGCUGAUCAGAAUUCCACGGCCACAGAAUUAAAGCAGCCUAAGCUGCUGAGGAGGAGCAUGACCACAGAAGAGGCACGGUAUUUCGAAAAUAUUCCUCCCGAUGUUCAGAAUAGGGAAUUGUUUCGUCUUACCAAUCGCGUAAGUCUGAUUGAAGAAGUUCUCGAACAGCUUGUUACCAAUAUUGAUAGCAUACUGCGACGCUUUGAGAGACAACAAGGUGUAAAGAAGACCUAAGCUCGAAAUAUCUAUAUGGUCAAAAUCUUCCCAAAAACGCAUGAAUAUUUGUAAUUUUAAUGUUUAUGAUAUUUGCAUUCAAAAUUUAACACAUAGGGAGAUUUUCUGUUAAUAUA
This is a messenger RNA of Drosophila miranda, 3028 nucleotides long. RefSeq names its product polycystic kidney disease 2-like 2 protein. Gene Ontology annotation, molecular function: calcium channel activity. Gene Ontology annotation, cellular component: membrane. Gene Ontology annotation, biological process: detection of mechanical stimulus. The transcript has 8 exons. The record is from RefSeq and is a predicted model, not a curated record. The coding region runs from base 432 to 2912 and encodes 826 amino acids. Lineage: Eukaryota; Metazoa; Arthropoda; Insecta; Diptera; Drosophilidae.